Messenger RNA from Condylostylus longicornis, 1343 nucleotides. RefSeq names its product 39S ribosomal protein L3, mitochondrial (gene mRpL3). Gene Ontology annotation, biological process: translation. Gene Ontology annotation, cellular component: mitochondrial large ribosomal subunit; ribosome. The coding region runs from base 151 to 1272 and encodes 373 amino acids. Gene Ontology annotation, molecular function: structural constituent of ribosome. The transcript has a single exon. The record is from RefSeq and is a predicted model, not a curated record. Lineage: Eukaryota; Metazoa; Arthropoda; Insecta; Diptera; Dolichopodidae.
AAAGUCGUGAAAAACAACACACUAGGUGCUUUACCUAAUUAGAAUUUAACCAAAAAAAAAAUUCUUUAAAACAAAAUCACAUUUUCUAAAUUAAAUUUUUUAAGCCAAAAAUAUAAAUAGUACAUGUAAAUAAAAGUAGAAAUUGUUUAAAUGACUACAAUAGUAAAAAAUGCCUUAUUCUCACAUAUAUCGGGUAAAAGUUUUAUGUUUCCAUGUACAUUAACACUAACUCAAAUACGUGAAAGAGGCUAUUUGGUCAAACCAAGAUUAAAAAAUCCAUCUUGGUUCGUAAAAAAAAAUUAUUUAGCGAAUGAAGAUUUAUUAACACACGAAAACAAAAAUUUCGUACAAGAAGUCGUUAAAGAACAAUAUGUAUUGUCGAAUGAAAAAAGUUUGGUGAAACUCAACGAAUUCAAAGAAGUAGAAUGGUCACCAAAAUUGAGAAGAACUGGAGUUUUAGCUAGAAAAAUUGGUCAAUAUCCAAUGUGGUUAAAAAAUGGGGAUCGCAUCCUUACGACUUUAUUGCAAGUUGUCGAUAAUCACGUCAUUAAGUAUAUUCCACCAGAGCAGUUUGAUCCACCAAGAAAAACAGUGCAAUUUAAACAAAGGGUUAUUAAAAAGGAAAAUAAACUUGGCUGCCUACUAGUAGGGGCUGAAAAUGAGGAUCCAUCAGUUUUAACGAAAGAGUACUGUGGAUUAUUUAAAGAUUCUGGUAUUAUGCCAAAGAAACAUCUGGCUAGAUUUGUUAUAUCUCCUGAAGCAGCAUUAAGUCCUGGUACACCAUUAAACGUUACACAUUUCAGGGUAGGUGAUUUUGUUGAUGUUCGAGGCAAAACCAUUGAUCGUGGUUUUCAAGGCGUUGUGAAGCGCUGGGGAUUUAAGGGUCAGCCAGCUUCACACGGAGUGACAAAAACUCACAGGCGCCCUGGAAAUAUUGGUGGAGGGGGUGAAAAAGGUCGUGUUUGGCCUGGUACCAAAAUGCCUGGUCAUAUGGGCAACAGAUGGAGAGUAUUGAAAGGCUUAAAAAUAUGGCGUAUGAAUACCAAAUAUAAUGUAAUGUGGGUUCGGGGAUGCUGUAUACCUGGUGAAACAAACAGUUUAGUUUAUAUUUAUGACACGAUAUUGCCACUUCCGCGUAGGAAAAUAUCACCGCCUUUUCCAACCAGUAACUUCGAUGACUCUGAAGAUAUCCCAGAAGAAAUUUUGUGCGAAGAACUUCACAAUUUCAAAGAUCCAUCCCUAGAUUUUAAGGAGGAAAGCAAGGCAAAGUGAAAUAUGUAUAAAUUUUUUAUUAACUAAAAGAAAUACGAAUAAAAAUUUUGAAUCAAAGUUUUUUAAUAUUA